This is a messenger RNA of Salvelinus fontinalis (brook trout), 2532 nucleotides long. Its product is annotated as calcium-independent phospholipase A2-gamma-like. Gene Ontology annotation, cellular component: membrane. The record is from RefSeq and is a predicted model, not a curated record. NCBI's taxonomy places the organism in Eukaryota, Metazoa, Chordata, Actinopteri, Salmoniformes, Salmonidae. Gene Ontology annotation, biological process: arachidonate metabolic process.
GACGGUGGUCUCCUCAUCAACAACCCCACAGCGUUGGCCAUCCAUGAGUGUAAGCUGCUGUGGCCCAACACCCCAGUGCAGUGUGUGGUCUCCCUGGGUACGGGUCGCUAUGAGACCGGCAACAAGAACAACACCACCUCCACCAGUCUCAAAGCCAAGAUCACCAACGUCAUCAGCAGUGCCACCGACACAGAGGAGGUCCACAUCAUGCUGGACGCCCUCCUUCCACCCAACACCUACUUCCGUUUCAACCCCUACAUGAGCGAGGACAUCCCAUUGGACGAGAGCCGCCCGGAGAGGCUGACCUUCCUGCAGGAGGAAGGAACUCGCUACCUGGAGAGGAACGAAGCCAAGCUGAACAAGGCAGCGUCGGUGCUGGCUCUGGAGAAGAGCGCCAUCCAGAGGCUGGCUGAAUGGUGCAAACUGAAGGCCGACAUGUACGAGGGCUUGCCCUUCAUCUCCAAACUGUAGGGGACGUCUAGAGGUGAAAGGUCAGACAGGCUGAGAGACACUAAUUUAGACUGAUUAUGAAGAUAAUAUAGGAGCUGUAAAGGUCUGACAUGUAUGAGGGCCCUUCAUCUCCAAACUAUAGGAAGAGACCUGCAGAGGUUAAAGUUCAAAAGGCACUGCAGGCGGUAACUGCUGAGAAACUAAUUUAGACUUGAAAAUUAACAUGUGCUUUGAUAUGACUCCAUCAGGGGAGGCUGGUGGGAAGAGCUAUAGGAGGAAAGUCUCAUUGUAAUGGUUGGAAUGGAAUAAAUGGAACCGAGUUAAACGUGGCUUCCAUAUCUUUGAUACCGUUCCAUUUUGUCAUUCCAGCCAUUACAAUGAGCCUGUCCUCCUAUAGCUCCUCCCACCAGCCUCCUCUGGACUCCAUAUCUGCUUGAUGUAGAUCAUGUGAUAUGACUGCGGUCCAUUAGAAUUUAUGCUGCUCAGGCAGGAUGUUGUUUGACCUGUGAGAGGUGGUACAGAAGGAUCUGUUGUUUUCUCUGAAAGGGGUUUGGCUGGUAGGGCUGAAGGAAUCAACCUUUUGACUGGUCCUAAAUAAAGCACCACUGUGAUGAGAGCACAUAGGCUGUGUUUACACAGGCAGCCCAAUUCUAAUAUUUUGCCCCCCUAAAAAUCUGAUCUUUUGCUAAUAAUUGGGCUAAAUAUCUGAAUUGGGCUGGCUGUGUAAACAGCCAUAAUGGUGUGAAUGGUAGACAGGCAUAGCCAUUUACUGUUUUGAUUUAAGAGUGCAGGUUUUGCAGGGAAGGUGUUUUUGACGACUACCGACAUGUACUGGUAUGUCAGAUAUUCAGGGUCUGUUAUUAGCAUCUCAUUCCAUUGUAAUUACUGUAAAUACGGAAGUUGUAAGUAACUGACAUUGGUGUCACCUCAUUUAAAUGCUUCAAGCUUGUACUAGGCAUGUAAAGUAGAAUGGUAUAAAACAUGUAAUUAUGCCUUUUUUCACAGAUGAAUGAAAUCAUGCACUUUGUAAAUUGUCACAUUGUUGUUAAGAGCUCUGUAAGGGAUCAGAUGAAAUGGGUUGAUAUGUGAUUUUGAAUCAUAUUUAAUUGCAGAGUUCAUGGUAUUAGCUUUAUAAUGAGCUUGUACCACCUUUCUCCUGCAGAGGCCCUGUAGGUGUGGAAGAACUUUCUCCUGCAGCGGCCCUGUAGGUGUGGAAGAACUUUCUCCUGCAGCGGCCCUGUAGGUGUGGAAGAACUUUCUCCUGCAGCGGCCCUGUAGGUGUGGAAGAACUUUCUCCUGCAGCGGCCCUGUAGGUGUGGAAGAACUUUCUCCUGCAGCGGCCCUGUAGGUGUGGAAGAACUUUCUCCUGCAGCGGCCCUGUAGGUGUGGAAGAACUUUCUCCUGCAGCGGCCCUGUAGGUGUGGAAGAACUUUCUCCUGCAGCGGCCCUGUAGGUGUGGAAGAACUUUCUCCUGCAGCGGCCCUGUAGGUGUGUAAGAACUUUCUCCUGCUGUGGCCCUGUAGGUGUGUAAGAACUUUCUCCUGCAGCGGCCCUGUAGGUGUGGAAGAACUUUCUCCUGCAGCGGCCCUGUAGGUGUGGAAGAACUUUCUCCUGCAGCGGCCCUGUAGGUGUGGAAGAACUUUCUCCUGCAGCGGCCCUGUAGGUGUGUAAGAACUUUCUCCUGCAGCGGCCCUGUAGGUGCGUAAGAACUUUCUCCUGCAGCGGCCCUGUAGGUGUGUAAGAACUUUCUCCUGCAGCGGCCCUGUAGGUGCGUAAGAACUUUCUCCUGCAGCGGCCCUGUAGGUGUGUAAGAACUUUCUCCUGCAGCGGCCCUGUAGGUGCGUAAGAACUUUCUCCUGCAGCGGCCCUGUAGGUGUGUAAGAACUUUCUCCUGCUGCGGCCCUGUAGGUGUGUAAGAACUUUCUCCUGCAGCGGCCCUGUAGGUGUGUAAGAACUUUCUCCUGCAGCGGCCCUGUAGGUGUGUAAGAACUUUCUCCUGCUGCGGCCCUGUAGGUGUGUAAGAACUUUCUCCUGCUGCGGCCCUGUAGGUGCGUAAGAAUGAAAAUGUGUCAUUGAAACCGG